AAAUACAUUGCGUUGGAUACACAUAAAGUCAAUGUGAAUAAUGUUAGAAAGAACCCACAGGGAUUAUGACUUACAUCCAACUUGUUAUCCAUACUCUUCACACAAAUGGGUUGAUGAACUUAUAACUGCUUCUACAGAAUUGGCGAAAAAACUCAAAAAGAAAAACAAAGAGGAGAGGUUGCCAUGUUUGAAUCUAGGAACGAAUAGCGACAAGCAUGAGAAAAAGAAGUGUUCAAAAAUUUCAACAUGGAACACGGAGAAUCGUUUUCGCUUCAAAGUUUUAGACAUGUCGCAACGGCCUGUCGAAAGACCGCCAUUUUUAGUCACAACUCUGGACCCCAGGAAACACAAUCCUCAAUCUAAACAGAUAUUUCAUAUACACAGAAUAAACGCUAAGCCUGUUUGCAAGGUGCAUACCUGGGUGGAAGAUAAAAUGGAUGUUAAUGAAGACGGCGGGAAAACCACUUACAAGUCGUCGUACAAGCUGAAGUCUCCGUCCGCGGACAGACAACCUCCUAUAAAGUCAAAAGACAAAGAAACAAUGGCGCACGGCAUUGUUCCUUUUGAUCAACCUGCUGAUUCUUGUAAUGUCAGAGAGGAGAUGCUACUCCCAAUAUGCGAAACUACAAACAUUCCCUCUGCACCCCACCCACACAAGUACCUGCUACGGAAGAAGAAGGCGCCACCUUGUUUUGAUGAGGCCGGAGUGUUUUACGACCCGGAGGAUGGACAUUCUCUCCCUGAAUUUCCAUAUAAAGAAAUGAGACUUCAUCGGGAAUCUACAAUGCCAGAUAGAGUGUGUAUUUCCAGUCUACAAGGAAUGGAAUUUUCAAGAAAAAGAUACAUACCGCCUCCAUGUGGAUCAUUUUCAGUUGCAUAUUUUGAUGGUGGACCUCCCUCUAAUAAAGGAAGCGGAUUCAAUGAAAAAUACAUUCCAUUUCUGCGUGUUAAAACAAUCAUAUAGAUAUUUUAACUAGGUUUUUUUUAAUGAAAUGUAAAACACGACUCACCGUCUGUCAGUAACGAUUCUCUUGCUUAAAAAGGUGAGAGUGUUGCAUUGUAAAACAUCGAUUGCAUACUACGGCUUUUUAUGAGGUAGUCUUUAAUUGCUAGUUUUUAAACUAGCAAAACUUUUACUGUAAUGAACUACCGCAAAGUAAAUGUAUUGUUAGUCGGUGACAUCGACAGUGUUGUUUUUCACAAUUUUGUUCACGAUCUUCUUGGUUAGAAAUUGGUUGCAUAUCAUAUAUUAAAAGUGAAUAUUUUCG
Messenger RNA from Saccostrea echinata, 1268 nucleotides. RefSeq lists its product as uncharacterized. The transcript is spliced from 8 exons. The record is from RefSeq and is a predicted model, not a curated record. NCBI's taxonomy places the organism in Eukaryota, Metazoa, Mollusca, Bivalvia, Ostreida, Ostreidae. The coding region runs from base 41 to 964 and encodes 307 amino acids.